Pangasianodon hypophthalmus (striped catfish) is the source of this 1491-nucleotide messenger RNA. RefSeq names its product NFKB inhibitor interacting Ras-like 2 (gene nkiras2). Gene Ontology annotation, molecular function: GTP binding; GTPase activity. Gene Ontology annotation, biological process: canonical NF-kappaB signal transduction. The coding region runs from base 180 to 758 and encodes 192 amino acids. NCBI's taxonomy places the organism in Eukaryota, Metazoa, Chordata, Actinopteri, Siluriformes, Pangasiidae. The record is from RefSeq and is a predicted model, not a curated record. The transcript has 4 exons.
CAGUUUAUAGUCCAAUACAUUGCUAUUAUUAUAGAGCAGUGUAUGAAGUUUGUAAGGAAAAAUGUUGCUUUUUUUGGACCAUAUGAGCGGGAUUUCACCGCAGACCUGGCAACCCAGCGUGCGGGUGUAAACAGGAAGUGCUGAUGUGUAAAUGAGGUGAAUGUGUGCAGAGAGUGAUCAUGGGAAAGAGCUGUAAGGUGGUGGUGUGUGGCCAGGCGUCUGUGGGAAAGACGGCGAUCCUUGAACAGUUACUGUAUGGAAAUCAUGUUGCUGGUUCUGAGCCCAUGGAGACGCUGGAGGACAUCUAUAUCGGCUCGGUGGAGACGGACCGAGGCACACGGGAGCAGGUGCGUUUCUACGACACACGGGGUUUGCGUGACGGCACGGAGUUCCCGCGCCAUUACUUUGGCUUCGCUGACGGCUUCGUGCUCGUCUACAGCAUCGACAGCAAAGAGUCCUUCAAGCGCAUGGAGGCUCUGAAGAAAGAGAUCGACCGCUGCCGGGACAAGAAAGAGGUGACGAUUGUGGUUUUGGGGAAUAAGCUGGACGUGGCUGAGCAGAGGAGAGUGGACAGUGAGACGGCUCAGCAGUGGGCUCGUCAGGAGAAAGUCAGGCUCUGGGAGGUUUCAGUGACCGACAGACGCUCUCUCAUCGAGCCCUUCGUCCACCUGGCCAGUAAGAUGACCCAGCCACAGAGCAAGUCCACCUUCCCUCUGAGCCGCAACAAGAACAAGAGCAGCGGCUCUCAGGACAGCUAGACAGGGAGGAAAGGAAGGAAAAAGUGGAGAGAGGGAAGAGAAACACUGGACAGGAGCAUGAAGAACUGAUUUUGUCUGAACUGACGAUUUCAUGAACACUACGUUUCUCAUGAAUGAAUGAAUGUUCGCUUGAUAAAUAAUUGUUUAUUUUAUGCAUAUUGUUGUGGUUUUCUGUAGAAUUAGUGAAGGAUUAGCAUUUAUCAUGCUAUAUAAAAGACCUACAUUUGAAUCAAAUCAGAGAUGCUUGUUUGUGUAAAUGAAAUUUUAUUUUACUGACUGAUAAAUCAUGCUACUGCUCACUUUGAGGUUUCUGCUUGCCUGUUCCUGACAUUCCGUUAUCUUAAAAAAUACUGUAUAUAUUUCCUGUGCUUAUACAUGGUAUUAUAUGCUUUGUGAAGGCAUGUAAUUAUUUUUCUACAAUGCUAUUGCAUUUUCCAGGCUCAUCUAAAUGCUGUUACCUUAAAAAAAUAGUUCAACCAGAGAGAUAUCUCUCUCAGUGCUGUAUUUGUAUGUGUGUGUGUGUGUGUGUGUGUGUGUGUGUGUGUGUGUGUGUGACAUACUUUGGCUAACAAAUUAAAACUUUGCAGUGCUGUAGCCCUUCAGGAUGUACGCUGUCCAUCUGUAGAGUGUCAUUUCCUGUUCAAAGUCAACUUCAGAGAAUGAAACACAAUUUCAGUAACUCUGUUUGCAAAUUAGAGAUGAGUGAUAUGGCAAUAAAUAUUAUAUCAUGAUA